GUGAACAAUUCGGUCGGUCGGUCGGACGGUCAAAGCAGGCGGUGAUCCAAAGUGCGUUUCAAAAAAGGCAUUCACGCGAAAAAGCGGAUAAAAAAUAACGGAAAAGUGAUUGGUGAAGCGACGCGUGCCGAAAAGCAGUCGGGGAAAUUGGAAGUGGUGCUGCAAAAAAAAAAAUAAAUAAUAAAAUUGAUCCGGUGAAGAUAACAGGAAGAAAAAAAUUGAUCUGUGGACGGAAAUAUUUCCGCUUGGUUUGCUCCAGACUGAUUUAUUUUUUCAUUUUGUUAGCAUUCGGCUGGUAGUUGAGAAAUUUCGAUUUAUAUUUUUUAUAAAAUAUUGAUAAACGUAGAAAAAUUUGAAAUAUUUAUUAUCUUGCAACCAUUCAUUGGCAUGUGAACACUUCGAAAAAUUCAAUGAGCGCUUGAAAGGUGUUUGCAGUGAUAAGCCGAACAAAGUAAAUGAUUCAUGAUGGCUGUAAAUUAACGUGCGACGAAUCCAUUGCUAGAUAUAUUCGAAACCAGAGAAUAUUUUUCGGAUCAUACACAGAAUCCAAUUGCAGUACUAAACAAAUAACUGAAAAACAGCGUAAGGAAGCCAAACACGUCCGUUCCGGUAGAGAAACUGUGAGCAGUGAGUGCAAAUAAAGCGUUCAAAAAAAAAAAUAAAACUAGGACGCGAUUCCACCGGCAACGUUCCGGCAAACGGAAGGAGACGGACUCGACCACGACAGAACGGGAAACAAUUUUUUUUCGAAAAAGAGCUAAAAACGAUUUCCUCUGCGGAUGAAGGAAUAUGGUCAGACAUCGGGAAGGAACAAUGAUCAUCCUACUAUUCGUCCAGCUCGCGUUGAUUAGCCAGAUUCGCAGCUCGCCAGCUGGCGAUUGGGAGGAACCAUGGUUUGAUUCGAACGAUCCGGAAAAAAUUAUCAUCGAUGACUACAAGGAGCAGACGGGUGAAAUAAAGAUACAGAUGUGGGAGGAAAUAGAAACUCCGUAUGAGAUGGUUAAGCUCAACUUCCUGGGUAACUCGAUCCAUCUGGAAAAUCCGCCUACUCAUUUAGGGGCCCAAAUUGAGAAAAAGGAUGACAAUAAGUGGUAUAUUAUCAUCAACAAUCGACAGGAUUAUGAGCAAAAUCAUAACUCAGCCUUUUUGACACUGAUAAUGAAUGAAGAUAAAACUAAACCGUUAUACGUUUGGAUUGACUUGAUCAAUAUUCUGGAUAAUGCUCCUGUCAUGUCCAUCGAAGGUCCCUGCGAGGUGGACGAACUGAAAGCUGACUUUCUUUCCGACUGCCACUAUACAGUGAGACACGAAGACGGUUUUUGGAAGGACAAUAUUGAAGGUCAAUAUACGAACCGGCUGGACUUUGAACUUCCGGAAAAAGAAGCUGAAUUUUUUGGUAUGACAGAAUCAGAACAACUAGAUGACUACAGCAAGCGCUUCACUCUAGGAGUAAAGAAAGCGUUGGACUACACACAACGGGCCGUGUUCAGUUUUCCCACUACAGUCUACGAUUUCAACCGAACUCAUGCCACAACAACGAACCUCGUCGUGCAGGUUGUAAACGUUGAAAGCCGAGCACCGAUCUUCACCCGUCCGUUCACGACACAGCGAAUACUGGAGAAAGAGGAAUUCCGGACAACGGUCACAGCCAUCGACGGAGACACGGGACUCAAUCGGCCGAUUUGCUACGAACUUCAAACGGAUGACGCAAAAUAUGAUAAAUAUUUUGAUAUCCACACGGAAACUGGACUUCUGACAGUAGCUGCGAUCAACCGGGAUGCGGAGAAGAACGAACUUUACCUGUUUACGAUCACCGCUUUCAAGUGUCACAAUAAAACCUUCCAGACGUCCAACGAGGCAGCUAUCAUUCUGGACGAUGUAAAUGAUAACGUACCGUUGUUCUAUGUUAGCCCAACAUCGAUGACAUUUUGGGAGCAUACACUGAUGGAACUUCCGUUCGAACGGUUCAACAUCGAAGACAUUGAUUUGGGAAUUCACGCAACCUACAACGUGGCGUUGCACGAAAAACUCUCCGAUCAAGAUCAGCAGAGUACAGAAUCAUUCAGUAUCGUUCCGAACAGUGGCUAUCAGCUGGCCAACUUCACGAUCACCAUCGUCAACACCGACGAUCUGGAUUACGAACUGCCGGAACGGCAACGUUUUCAGUUGAUUGUAACUGCGACGGAGGUGGCAGACGAGACCCAUACAACCCAGCAGAUUGUAGAUAUUGCUCUUAGAAACUGGAACGACGAGAUUCCCGUGUUCGAUCAAGAGACGUACGAAGUUACGAUCAACGAAACCGACGGAAAGGGUCAUCAUCUGGUUACUGUACACAUCACCGAUCGGGACGUUGAUGACAGCGUGAACCUCACCAUAGUUGGGCGAAUGCAGAAUGAUCUAACCGUCACAGAACUAUCGGCCGCUAGUGAAGAAGCGCCCACGUUGCCCACGUUUAGCUUCGAGAUCCGAAUCGGUCGUGAUGAGGUUUUCGACUAUGACAUCGCCCCCGAAGUGUUGGUUCAACUGCAAGCAAAAGAUACGCUACAGACGGAUAAAAAUGAACCUCUCCAUCAAGUAUUCGCCCAGCUGGUGAUCACCGUUCUGGAUGUCAAUAACAAACCACCGUCGAUUAGUGUACCCCGUGGAAGAAUACACAUCGAGGAGAAUUCUGCUCCGAAUACGCCGGCCAUUAUAGGCGACGGGAUUGCGGAAAUUAUCGGAACUGAUCCGGACUCGACGGCGGAUCUUGAGUUCAGUAUCGAUUGGCAGAGCAGUUACGCGGUGAAAGGUGGUUCGCAGGUUUCGUCGGAUGUGUUCGAGGCGUGUUUGAUAAUUGACGUAGACGCGAGAGAUUCGAGACGUGUAAUCGGAAUGAUUCGAGUAAAUCCAGCCCUGGAUCAGGCCGAGAUAAAUAAUAGGUUAGACUACGAGAAAUACGAAACCUUGUUCCUUACGAUAAAGUUGGUGGACUUGGAACAAGUUGUUCCACCGGGCGAAACCGAAGCGAUCGUUGUUCUCCAGAUAGAUGAUGUCAACGAUAACGCACCGGAGUUUGUUGGCAACACACUGUCGAUCGAGCGUUCCGUCUUGGAAGAAGCCGAAUCGGGAACGUUUGUGGGUAACAUAAUUGCCAUAGAUAUUGAUGGCCCUUUGCAUAACAAAAUCACCUACUCGCUAGCUUCGCAGAAGCCAGAACACAACGGUUUGUUUUCGAUAGAUUCAUUCGGGUCACUUCAGGUAGACGCAUCCAAGCAGAUCAACUGUGACGUCCCAAUCACGUACUUUAUUCCACUGGAGAUAACCCUUAGUGAUGGAACAUUCGAAACGAAGGGAGAGAUCAGAAUCGACAUCACCGACACAAACAAUCGAGUUCCUUAUUUCAAGGAUUUUCCCGAUCAGAUUGAAGUGUUCGAAAAAUCCCCAUCCGGAACGGAAAUCAAUCGUCUCGGUGUGAUUGAUCUGGACCGGGAUGAACCGUACCAUACCGUAUCGUUCGAGUUUGACUACAGCACCGAUUUGCAGAGUUACUUCGCCAUAAGUCUCCUCCAGGAGGAAACGGGUUCGGACGAACGCCCACUACAAGUGGGACUGGUUACGGUGAAGGAAAACAAUCGUGAGCUGGAUCGGGAUGGAGGUCCCGAUAGGUUCACCAUUAGAUUGAAAGUUCAGGACAAUCCAUUCAGCUCGGGUCGGAAGAAUGCGAACGAAACGCAGUUCACGUUGAUCCUGCUAGACAUAAAUGACCAGAAGCCGGUGAUGCCUCUUUUGGAGGAACUGAAACUAAGCGAAGAUGCCGCAAUGGGAAUACCGGUAGUGGAACGGUUUGAGGCAACGGAUCGGGAUGAUCGAAAUACACCGAAUGCCAAGAUUCAGUACAGUCUGAAACGGAUCUGGCCGGAAAUCUGUAAGGAGAACUUGCGUAAACUGAUCGUCCUGUAA
Molecule: messenger RNA, 3939 nt
Organism: Malaya genurostris
Lineage: Eukaryota; Metazoa; Arthropoda; Insecta; Diptera; Culicidae
Product: cadherin-23-like
Exons: 10
Coding region: 790-3939 (1049 amino acids)
Biological process (GO): homophilic cell-cell adhesion
Cellular component (GO): plasma membrane
Molecular function (GO): calcium ion binding
Source: RefSeq, a predicted model, not a curated record